AAGAUCGCCCGUGGUUGUCUUCUUGUCUCACUGUCCGACAAGCGUGCUCUUCAUAUAUGAACAUUGGGUGUUCAGCGAAAUUUGGAGGCGGAUAGUCAUGAUGGCACUCCGACUAGUGACAAGACAACAACUUCGCUCCGCGUCGUUUCCAACUCCAUGCAUGGUGGUUGGACAACGAAGAUGUCUAGCUGAGGUCGUCAGUGGGUCAGAGAUCGCAACAUUACCGCUCUCUGGUGUUAGGGUCCUGGACAUGACCCGAGUCCUUGCUGGGCCAUAUUGCACUCAGAUUCUGGGCGAUUUAGGGGCUGAGGUCAUCAAGAUCGAGCAUCCGACGCGAGGCGACGACACCCGUGCAUGGGGUCCUCCCUAUGCCACCUACACCCAGGAGAGCGGCAAGCAGGGACCAGGCGAGAGUGCAUAUUUCCUUGCAGCGAACAGAAAUAAGAAGUCCAUCGGACUGUCAUUCCAGGAUCCUGCUGGCGUGGACAUCUUGCAUCGACUCGCCAAGGAUUGUGAUGUCUUAGUCGAAAACUACCUCCCUGGUGCUCUGAAGAAGUAUGGCAUGGACUACGACAGCGUCUCGAAGGUCAAUCCCAACAUCAUCUACGCGAGUAUCACCGGAUAUGGUCAGACUGGGCCGUACAGCAACCGAGCUGGAUACGACGUCAUGGUGGAGGCCGAGAUGGGUCUGAUGCACAUCACCGGACAUCGUGACGGUCCACCAGCUAAGGUCGGUGUCGCCGUGACAGACCUGACUACCGGUCUCUACACGAGCAAUUCCAUCAUGGCAGCGCUCAUCGGACGCGGAAAGUCCGGAAAAGGUCAACACAUCGACGUAUCCCUCACAGAUUGCCAGGUCGCGACUCUUGCCAACAUCGCCAGCUCAUGUCUAAUCAGCGGAAAGCCCGAUACCGGUCGCUGGGGCACCGCCCAUCCCUCCAUCGUUCCAUACAAAGGUUUCAAGACUUCAGACGGCGACAUUCUGAUCGGCGGCGGUAAUGACAGACUGUAUGGAAUCAUGUGCGAGAGACUUGGCAAGCCCGAAUGGAUCACGGAUUCCAGAUUCGUGAAGAACGCCGAUCGAGUCAAGAACCGGGUGGAAUUGGAAGACCUGAUUGAGAAAAUCACCUCGACCAAAACCACUCAGGAAUGGCUGGACAUCCUCGAGGGUAGCGGCUUACCCUAUGCGCCGAUCAAUGAUGUCAAGACCACGCUUGAGCACGAGCAUGGUACGACGCUCUAUCCCCUUUUGUUCCUUUUGUUCCUUCGCGAAGUAUAAAUUGAAAGCUGACGAAUGGCAGUGCUUGCUCGUGGCAUGGUUUCGACGAUCGAACAUGAAAGCUGUGGACCGAUCAAGUUGGUCAGCCCCCCUGUCAAGUUUUCACAUUCCAAUCCCACCAUCCGGACGGCGCCCCCGACUCUCGGGCAGCAUACCGAUGAGGUGUUGACCGAGAUACUGAAAAUGGACGGCGAGGAGAUUAAAGCUCUGAAAGAAAGGGGUAUUUUGUCAUAGUCUUGUAUAUAGAAGAAGAAAAGAACCCUGGAAUCAUUUUUCG
This is a messenger RNA of Dissoconium aciculare CBS 342.82, 1556 nucleotides long. RefSeq names its product CAIB/BAIF family enzyme. NCBI's taxonomy places the organism in Eukaryota, Fungi, Ascomycota, Dothideomycetes, Mycosphaerellales, Dissoconiaceae. The record is from RefSeq and is a predicted model, not a curated record. The transcript is spliced from 5 exons. Gene Ontology annotation, molecular function: catalytic activity. Bases 98 to 1279 code for a protein of 393 amino acids.